Molecule: messenger RNA, 753 nt
Organism: Balearica regulorum gibbericeps (East African grey crowned-crane)
Lineage: Eukaryota; Metazoa; Chordata; Aves; Gruiformes; Gruidae
Source: RefSeq, a predicted model, not a curated record
CUUGUACAGGUUUUAGGGAGCAAGCCAGCACUUCCUGAGUGUGGUGAUGAUGAUGAUGAGCUGGCUGAUAUUACGAACAGAAGAAGCGCUAAACUAUAUAUGGUGUCAGAUGCAAGUGGAUCCAUGAAGGUGUCUAUGGUAGCAGAGGAAAACCCCUUCUCCAUGGCUAUGCUUUUGUCUGAGGAGUGCUUCAUUUUGGACAACGGUGCCGCAAGGAAGAUCUUUGUGUGGAAAGGCAAAGAUGCUAACCCACAAGAGAGAAAAGCUGCCAUGAAGAAUGCUGAACAAUUCAUACAGCAGAUGAAUUAUCCUGCCAACACACAGAUUCAAGUCCUUCCUGAAGGAGGUGAAACACCAAUUUUUAAACAAUUUUUCAAAGACUGGAAGGAUAAAGACCAAAGCGAUGGCUUUGGCAAAGUGUACGUCACAGAGAGAGUGGCUAAAAUUGAGCAGAUUGAAUUUGAUGCUACCAAGUUACACGAGUCUCCACAAAUGGCUGCCCAGCAUAACAUGGUAGAUGAUGGUUCAGGAAAAGUAGAGAUCUGGCGUGUGGAAAGCAGCGGCAGAGUUCCUGUGGAACCUGAGACAUACGGACAGUUCUAUGGUGGUGACUGCUACAUUAUCCUCUACACUUACCCUAAAGGGCAGAUCAUUUACACAUGGCAAGGAGCCCAUACUACAAAAGAUGAACUGACUGCGUCUGCAUUUCUGACGGUUCAGCUGGAUGGGUCCUUGAAUGGUCAGGCCGUGCAG